UCGAUAUUGUUGGAACCUCACUCGAGAAGUUGCGUUGGUGGGGGACGAGAGCCAGAUGUGAGAUAGCCCCUGUGAACGUUGAACCCCCAUGAGUGUAUAUACUAGUUCGUGAAAACAGAAAGUCCUACAUGGGGGAUUUUAAAUACAACAACGCUUCGUCCGUAGGUUCCAUAAGUACGGAAACUUACGUAAUUAACACGUCGACACCGAGCGUGUUCUACUCCAGUGCAACAGACGGAGGCAGCGGCUCCACAAGCAAAAUGCAAGAUGACUGCCUCGUUGAGCAGGGUGGGGGCGUCAAGCCGCAGGGGAUGGCCACUGGCGGGGUCGACGGUUCCGAUGACCAGCAACAGCAGCAACAGCAACACACAAAUAACGACGAGGAGACCAAAACAGGUGUAAAGGGGGAGUCUUCGGGCCCUCCGGUGGGGAGCAACGCGCCCGGCACAGGCCAAGGCCCUUUGGGGUCAGGCAGCACCCCUGGACCUUCGGUACUAGGUCCUCCAGGUUCAGGAGUAUCGUCGGCAGCUGCGGCUGCUGCCGCUGCAGCGGCAGCAGCAGCUGCUGGUGGAGGAGGGCCGGGAUCAGGAGUGGUGGGUGGGCCAGGGGGCGGGGGAGGCCUGGUGGAGCCCACUGCUCUACCAGCUUCAUUGGCCUCGUCUGUAGCUUCCCUUUGGUCGCCUCCGUCCGUCGAUGACACACUUUUACAUUCUGGUAUGCCAACCAUCAAUGGUUCACUGGCAUUCCAUGGUCUAGGGCCGAGCAACCCUGGAGGGCCAGGCUCUGGUGGUCCGUCACCCCUGUUCAGUGCCAAUCUGGGGCCGCAGCUGGGGCUAGGACCAACGGGCCCGCAAAACCCUCAACAGCGCAGGAACAUGCAGCAGGCAGCACCCAACUUUCCGGGGCAAGCAAGACCCCAGUCCCUAGGACCCGCCCCCGGACCUCAAGCCCCAUUUCUAGCCAAUAAGUAUUCCUCUUCGUGGUCUUCGGGGCUUGGCUCGCAGGGUAGUGCGUGGUCUCCAGGGCCGUCACCCCAGGGUAAUUCACCUGGGGGUCCAGGAGGUGGGCCUGGCAAUGCACCUGGAGCACCAUCUCUACCUGGCAUGAGCUCCUGGUCUGCGAGAGGCCGGGGUGGCAUGGGAGGCAUGAAUCCUCUUGGCCACAACUUGGGUGGUAUGUCCUCUGUCCCACGGAAAAGCUCUAACCUCCCCAACGCUUCCUCCAUGGUGAUGAACAAGUUUCGACGUUCUACAAGCUAUCCCGGGAAAGGACCCUUCCCGCAUCCCCCUUCCUUCGAGAUAACUGGUGUCGAUGAUGGCGCAUUCCCCCGUGAUCUUCUACAGUUUCCGGUAUGCUUGGCGUAUAAUGGUCGUGAGGCAGGAUCAGGAACGGACUACCUGGACGGACGGAACGGGGUGGGGAACGGCACGGGUCCUCUGGAGAACAUGCGGGGAUUCGAACACUGUUUGAACGACAUCAUGCGGACCGACCCGCACGACCACAUCAAGGGUUUCAUGAACUGCGGCACCAAUACACUACAGGCGCUGGCCCAGCUCCACGGCCGUGGAUACAGUCGUAGGAGAGGUAAAGGUGGUUUCCUGGGAAUGGAUGAAACUGGUGUAUUACUUGACGAGGGUCAUCUAGUAGAUAAUCUAGGUGCGCCUAUUCCCCUUCCUUCACCCUCCCGGUCCUCGCCACGCUCUCAAGGUUCCGAAAACGGAGAACGCUUCUCUCGUAAAGUUUUUGUUGGUGGACUCCCGCCCGAUAUAGACGAAGAGGAAAUAACUGCAAGUUUUCGACGAUUUGGUCCUUUAGUCGUGGAUUGGCCACAUAAGGCAGAAAGUAAAUCCUAUUUCCCUCCUAAGGGGUAUGCGUUCCUUCUUUUCCAGGAUGAAAGUAGUGUUCAACAAUUAAUUGAUGCCUGCAUUCAGGAUGAUGAUAAACUGUACCUGUGUGUCUCGUCGCCAACUAUUAAAGAUAAACCGGUUCAGAUCCGACCAUGGCGACUCUCCGAUGCUGAUUUCGUCCUCGAUGCCUCGCUUCCGUUAGAUCCUCGCAAGACAGUGUUUGUUGGAGGCGUACCCAGGCCUCUUAAAGCUGUUGAACUUGCAAUGAUAAUGGAUCGUUUAUAUGGUGGGGUCUGUUACGCUGGAAUCGAUACAGACCCUGAGUUAAAGUAUCCUAAAGGUGCCGGCCGAGUUGCGUUCUCCAACCAGCAGAGUUAUAUAGCUGCCAUCAGUGCCCGAUUUGUACAGUUACAACAUGGUGAUAUUGAUAAAAGGGUUGAGGUUAAGCCAUAUGUUCUAGAUGACCAAAUGUGCGAUGAAUGCCAGGGAGCACGCUGUGGAGGGAAGUUUGCCCCUUUCUUCUGUGCCAAUGUUACUUGCCUGCAGUACUACUGUGAACACUGUUGGCAGACCAUCCACUCGCGCCCAGGACGUGAAUUCCACAAGCCGCUAGUCAAAGAGGGAGCCGAUCGCCCCCGCACUGUACCAUUCAGAUCUCCCUGGCGGUGGCACCGAGAACCCGGGUGGUGCCUCACAAACAAGUAAUGAGAAGAAAUUUGCCAUAUACUAAGGAUUCCCCUCCCAUGCCUGCCAACUGCUGUGGGUCAAACACAAAAGGAUAUCAAGAAAAACUUCAAGCAACUCAUUCAAGCAGUCACCAAGCAAAGUCAGUACUCCCCCUUUAACCCCACUGGAUGCCUCAUACUUUAUAUAUAUCUCACAUCCAACACUGUAAGCAAAAGCCAUCAAUUUACAGCAUCAAAAAUAUAAAAAACAACUAAGCAAAAAGGAGCCAUGUUGAUUGUGGCUUGUUAUAGGAGCUUCACGUGUUUCUGUAUGUGGGUGAACCAAGGUGUGCCGUAGUGUAAUUGUCAGCCCUGUGCUUGUCCCCCCCCCCAAAGGCUUAGCUCUUUCUUCCACAUGACGGCCAUUGGAUAGCAUUGCUCACUUGUGAUAGGAUGAUGUUUGUACACCUCUUUUUCUAGAUGGGCCAGAUUUUUCUACUUCGCAGUUUUUUCAGCAACUGGCAGAAGCACUCGGGCUGAUGAUUCAGAUGUAGUUUACCCAUCGUAGUGAUAUCAGUUUCUGUGUUACAGAAAUCUUUGUAGUGUCUUUCACAAGCUUACCCACAGAAUGGCUUAUUUGUCCAAA
Messenger RNA from Procambarus clarkii (red swamp crayfish), 3158 nucleotides. Lineage: Eukaryota; Metazoa; Arthropoda; Malacostraca; Decapoda; Cambaridae. The record is from RefSeq and is a predicted model, not a curated record.